This is a messenger RNA of Sebastes umbrosus (honeycomb rockfish), 3946 nucleotides long. RefSeq names its product myelin-associated glycoprotein-like. Bases 215 to 2491 code for a protein of 758 amino acids. The transcript has 12 exons. The record is from RefSeq and is a predicted model, not a curated record. Lineage: Eukaryota; Metazoa; Chordata; Actinopteri; Perciformes; Sebastidae.
UCAAAACCCCGUUGUUGUGCUGAGCGCCACUCCCCCCAGACAGAUCGUUCAAGAGCUGGUGUGAGCCAUCCAGACACGCCGCCACUCCGACAUAACUCAGUGGUUGGAUUAUUACCACUGACACUUCCAUGCUGAAAAUAAAGACAUCGUAUGUUGAACAUCAUUGCUGGCUGUAAGUACGUCUUUGUAGGAUCAUCAACCUGACAGAAAAAGCAUGACAGGUGCUGUAAAGGUUUUCCUCAUAUGCGGUCUACUUCAAGGUAGCGUAUGCCAACCCUGGGCAGCCUUCAUGCCUCAGACAGUCGAGGGACUGAGUGGAUCCUGUGUGAUGGUCCCCUGCAUUUUUAGCUUGCCCUCAAGUUGGGAUCAACACCUGGAUGAUUCCUGUAAAGCCAUUUGGAAGAGAGGCUGGAGUCGAACGCAGGUGUUUGAUUCCAGCCUCACUGGAGAACAUGCAAGCUUAAACAUCCUGCAAGGAAACCUAACGGGGAUCCUGCGUGAGAAGGACUGCACCACCGUCUUCAACAACCUGCCGUCGGACCAUUACGACAGCUAUUACUUCAGACUGCAGUGUGACAACGAUCUGAAGUUCAACUUUCCAACAAGCGUCCUCAUCACCACUCAAAAUUCACUCCCCAAACCGAGCGUAACUCCAUCCAGGCUGGAGGUAGAAGAAGGGUCUCCGGUGAGGUUGAACUGCUCGGCUGUAGCUCCCUGUCCCGUUCUCCCCCCAGCUCUGACUUGGACCCCCAGUAUAGGUGACAUUGAGGAGAACAUGGAGACUCAAUUUUUGACCUCUGUUAUGAACUUCACCGCGUCUUACCUUCACAAUGGACAGAGGUUCUCGUGCACCGCUCUCUACAGCCGACCAGCUGGCAUCAGUGACCUUCUGUAUGAGAAAAGUUUGACCCUCCGUGUCCUUUACCCUCCAAAUAACACAUCAGUCAGCUACGCCGGUCCUGUAAAAGAGGGAAGCUGGGUGACUCUGACCUGCAACACCAACGCAAAUCCAGCUGUGGACAGUUACACUUGGUACAAAGUGGAUGGAGAUCAGGUGACAGCAGUGGGUUCGAAGAACAGGCUUUCAACUCCGGUCUCAGAGGUGGACAGACAUUUUUACUGCAAAGUCAGUAACAGAUAUGGAAACCAGAGCUCAUCCACCACUGAGAUAGACGUACAAUUUCCACCCAAGGAAACCGCAGUGAUCGUCAAUCCCAACGGUGCAAUACUGGAGGGCGGCUCUGUUUCUCUGCUCUGUAGGAGCCGUGCCAACCCACCUGUGACCAACUACACCUGGUACAAAGAAGACGAAGAGGAUAAGGAGCCUGGAUCGAGCUUGGUCAUAAACGUUGUCGACGCGAGCCACAGUGGUGACUACCACUGCGCAGCAAAAAGUGAGCUGGGAGAGGAAGUUUCAGCACCGCUUCAGCUGGACAUUCAGUAUCCCCCGAAGAACACCUCAGUGUCAGUUGACCCCUCUGGUCCAGUGGUGGACGGCAGCUCUGUAACUCUGACCUGCUCAAGCAUCGCCAAUCCAGCAGCGGUUAACGUCACCUGGUUCAGAGUGGUUGGAGGACAAGAGGAGGUGAUGGGCUCCGAGCGAGACGUCACCUUCAAUGUGACCAAACUCUCUGGGGAUCAGUAUUACUGUGAAGCUCUGAAUGUCCACGGAGCCGAAUACUCACAGCUUGCCAGUAUUGACGUCACCUUUGCUCCAGAGAUCCUGCCUUCUUCCCGCUGUGUCAAGGUUUUAACCCUGAUCCGAUGUUCCUGCGACAGCCAGGGGAACCCGCCUCCCUCCCUGAUUUGGGAAUUGGCCGGUGAGCCUGUCAAUAACUCUGCCGCCAUCCCGAUCAGGGAAGUCCCCCUGGGGAGCGUGGGCAUGAGGAGCCACAUCACCCUGUACCGUCUGGACGAAGACAUGCCCUCUCUAGUCUGCCUCAGCAUCAACUCAUUGGGCUCUGAUAGAUUUGCAUUCAACGUGUCCUCCAGCAUAUCUCAGCUAGGCCUCCAUGCUUUGUCUCUUUUGAUCGGCUCUUCGGCGGGAGCGAUGGGGAUGCUGCUGGUGUGUGUCCCGCUGCUGCUAUGCUGUUACAGUUGUAGGAAAAGGAAAGGCAGCCUUCCACCCAACAAGGGAUUGGUGGACACUUCUGACUUUGUAGUUACUAAUGGGAUCAACUCUUCAAAAAUGGAUGGGAUUUAUGCCAAUAAAGCCAAUCUGGAAGAGGAAGGAAUAGUUGAGGAAGAUCCUCUCCACUACGCCAAUGUGGACUUUGCUAAACUCCAGGCCAUGUCAGAGGAUAAGCUUGGGGAAGAGGAGAUCAGAGGCCUGGCCUCCAAAACGGCUGACUAUGCUGAGAUCUGUCUGCAAUCAGGAGGAAACAACGGAGGAGAUGCAGAGGAAAAAGAGACUGUUGCUGACACUCAUUUGGAACAAGGGAAUGAAACUGAUGGUCUCAUAGUAGAUGUUGGUGAAGAGGUUGUGGCUUAACUUUAGGGGAAAUGAUAGCCGAAACAGGAUUCUGGGCUACAAACAGCUACAGGACUUUACCAUGACAGCACAGCUCGAAAAGUCUGCAGCACAGCAGCAGAGGUAGAAACUGCACUGCAGACAACCUUAUUUAAAGUGACACUUGUGGCUUCAAGUUUAGCUCUCAACUUUGUCACUUUAACUCUUUUUUUUGUGUCUCUUUACUGAAAAAUGCAUAGCAAAACCACCAUAAAAAUGAAUAGUAGAUAGUUAUCCCACAAUCAACCAUAACAUAAAUGUUCCUCUAAACUCAACUCAACUUUAUUCUUCUAUAUGGUUCACUACUAUAGAUAAAUGCUGUUACAUUUAUCGUGCUACUGUUAAUGUUUAAUAUUUCAAUGCUAACUUUUAUCUUACAGUUAAUUAGGGCCCGAGCACCAACCAGGUGGUCGGCAAAGGAAUUACUAUUAUCGUCUCAAAUGAAUCACAUUUUUUAGGGGUUGUGUGCACACAUAUCAGAAGUGGUGAAAAUUGACAUUCUAGCUAGCGCUCCCUAUUUAGUAGCCCCUGCAGUGCGUUUCACCUAGAUCUAUGACAUUUGGUAGGUAUAUGUAACAAGCGGAGACGUACAGAAAAGUCUCUUGGAGGUAUACCGUAAACCCAACAGGAAUUUGGUUAUUUUGAAUUUUACGGUGUUUUAUUUUUUUUUACAUUUCAAGGUGCUGUACUUUAGGGUAUAACAUGCAAUAAUAUGCAAAACAAUGUAUGGACUGAUACAAAAAUAAUCCCUCUCAAUCUUCACUUAUGCCCCACUAGAAAUGUGUGGCGGUGUCUGUUUAUGCAGACGACAAAGCGCAUUCCACCAUAAAACAGGAAGUUGUGUACUUUGUCCAAUUUGCUCCAGCUUUUUCAACCAUGAUAAGGGUCAAGGUUUGAGGACAUUUAUAUGCCAAUAUAGACUCAUAGGCCCGUCCUCUACACUUUAGCCCCGCCCUCUAUCAUAACCCAUGAACUGUUUGUCAAAGUGAGAGGCAUCAUUGCACUCAGCAGAGAGUUCCUGUUCCAUUGGUGACGGUUAUCUCCAUGCCCUACACUUUAGCCCCGCCACUACCCCCGACGUGUGGGAAGGUGCGAAGGCCCACUCGUCAUUGCUUGCAGCUUUAAUUUAUUAUUUUAAAACCUUUCUGCAGAGUGAAAAAGCAGUUACACAGAGUUUGUCACACUUUGUAUUUGUUUUUUGUUAAGAUACAUAAAUAUGUUUGUGAUUGUUUAUAAAAACAGAGAUAGCUAUUCUUCCUGAAGUUAAGUUGGCAGUUGUGAAUUCAAAGUGUUGUGAAAUGAAGCAUUAUGCAUUUGGCACACAGUUUCUACAUGCAUAAGUGAGAAACAAACCUCAGUAAAAAAACUUCUGCACAGCGUUACAACUUUAAAGCCAAGUCAUCUUCUUGUAAUGUCAAUAAAUUGAACGAAUAUGUU